AUGUCGAUGUAUCCGCAUCGCGCCAUGGGGGCCGGUCCCCAGGGCAAUUCGACCCGUUUGAACGAAUUGCUCGAACAGAUUCGAGUUGAAUUCGAGACCCAAAUGCGCGCGACUGAAAACUACGAGCAUCAGAUUGCUGCGCAAGUUAGCGAAAUGCAAAUGGUCCGUGAGAAGGUUUACCAGAUGGAGCAGACUCAUCUGGGUCUCAAGCAGAAGUACGAGGACGAGAUCAGUGCCCUGCGACAUCAACUCGAUGCUGCUAGAAAGGGCGGACUUCAGGGUGGCAUGCCCGGACCGCCCCAGCAUGCUGCUCCUUCCCAACAGCCACCCUCAAUCGCCCCCGGUAAUGGUCUUUUCAGCGGCAUCAUGGCUGGCGGCAGUCAGGGAGGUCUUGCACCACCACAGCAAGGUCAGCAGCAGAGCCAGCAGGGUCAACCCCAGGGCGCGCAACAGCCGCAGCAAUCCCAGCAGGGCCAUGCUCCUCCUCAAGAACAGCCAUUGGGACCUCAGCACCAGAUGAGCCAAGGACCUCCUGGCCUGCCGGUCCCUCCUCACCCCAAUGCGCAGCAAGCCCCUUAUUCUCAGAACUAUCCUCCUGGCCCUGUUUCGAACGGAAUGGGACCUCAGCCCCAGAGCACUGCUUCUCCCGGUCCUGGCAGGAGGGGUAUCGGCCGCCCUCCCGGCGCUGUAGGCGGACCUGCAACUCCUCAGAUCAACACACCGGUGCCUUACCCCGGAUCUGCGGCAUCGCCCCAAGUUAGCCACCCAACCCCCGACCACGCUCGAAUGGCUGGCCCUCACGCCUCUGCCGUUGGAAACUCACUCGGUGAUCUCGAAGUGGACAACGUUGCCCCUCACAACAAGAAGACGGGAAAUGAUUGGUAUGCCAUCUUCAACCCCCAAGUGCAACGCGUUCUCGAUGUCGACCUCGUCCACUCGUUGAACCAUGAGAGUGUAGUUUGCUGUGUGAGGUUCAGUCACGAUGGUAAAUAUGUUGCAACCGGUUGCAAUCGAUCGGCUCAAAUCUUUGAUGUGCAGACCGGAGAAAAGGUUUGUGUGCUCGAGGACCACAAUGCCUCUGAUAUGAGUGCCGAUCUCUACAUUCGUAGUGUUUGCUUCAGUCCUGAUGGCCGUUACCUGGCUACUGGCGCCGAAGACAAGUUGAUCAGAGUCUGGGAUAUUCAAACUAGAACUAUCCGAAACCACUUCUCAGGUCACGAGCAAGAUAUUUACUCACUGGACUUUGCACGUGAUGGUCGCACCAUCGCCUCUGGCAGUGGCGACAGGACAGUCCGCCUGUGGGAUAUUGAGCAAGGUACCAACACGCUUACACUCACCAUAGAGGACGGGGUGACGACCGUUGCUAUUUCUCCCGACACCCAAUUUGUCGCCGCCGGCUCUCUUGACAAGAGCGUGCGUGUGUGGGACAUCCACUCCGGUUUCCUUGUUGAGCGCCUUGAAGGUCCUGACGGCCACAAGGACAGUGUCUACUCGGUUGCGUUCUCUCCAAGCGGUAAAGAUCUUGUUUCCGGCAGUCUUGACAGGACGAUCAAAAUGUGGGAGCUCAGCACUCCUCGACAAGGCAACCAACCCGGCCCUAAGGGUGGCAAGUGUGUCAAGACAUUCGAGGGUCACCGGGACUUUGUCCUGUCGGUGGCUCUUACUCCUGAUACCAACUGGGUGCUUUCCGGCUCGAAGGAUCGUGGAGUACAGUUUUGGGACCCCCGCACAGGCACUACGCAACUCAUGCUGCAAGGCCACAAGAACUCUGUUAUCUCUGUUGCGCCAAGUCCUCAAGGCCGAUACUUUGCCACUGGUUCUGGUGACAUGAAGGCUCGUAUCUGGUCAUACCGUCCUUUCUCUUGA
Molecule: messenger RNA, 1866 nt
Organism: Fusarium coffeatum
Lineage: Eukaryota; Fungi; Ascomycota; Sordariomycetes; Hypocreales; Nectriaceae
Exons: 4
Coding region: 1-1866 (621 amino acids)
Molecular function (GO): protein binding
Source: RefSeq, a predicted model, not a curated record